AACAUUUCCAAUGGGAAUUGGAAAACAAUACCUACUCGCAAUUCCCCACUGCAGACGAAAUUCAGUUGGUUGCAAAAGAUUUACCUGGAACGAUGUUUACACUGUUAAUUGGAAGUGAAUCGGUGUAUUGAUUUCAAUUAUUUAAACCUGAAAAUAAAAUGGAAAUGUUACGGCUCUUUAUCACAAUAUCACUAGGAGCCACCAUAGAUUGCUACAGACAUAAGUUCUUUUCAAAUAACCUGGACACGGAGCCGUCUUUAUCAAUCCUAUAUGCUCGAGACAAACGAAGUGAUCUCAUCACAAACGAGUGCCUCUCAGAAAUGUACCCACGAAACUUAUACAGACACCCUCUCCACAUAGACCGGAAUGACAUACCUUGCAUCAUACAUUGCGUGUUGAAAAAGUUUGGGAUCAUGUCCAAUGAUGGUAUUAUAAACAUAAGGAACUACUACAGGCGGGUGCAAGCGAUCCAUCGAUACGAUCCAAGGGUUUUAAUAUCGGAUGUUGGCGAGACCUGCGCGCAGAAUAUCAAUGGGAUGAACUUGGAUCACGACGUGUGUAAAAAAGCUAAAGUAUUUAAUGACUGUACGCAGCUGUACGUAAUUUCGUAUAAAGAUCCUGAAACUGAAUAAUUUUUUACCAAAUAAUAAAUUUUACUAGUGUGGACACUACAGGUAUAAAACAAUGCCAAACAAUAAUAUUGUGUGUGAGAAUGCGUUAAACAAAACAUAUAAUUAUCAUUAUUAU
Maniola jurtina (meadow brown) is the source of this 747-nucleotide messenger RNA. RefSeq lists its product as uncharacterized. NCBI's taxonomy places the organism in Eukaryota, Metazoa, Arthropoda, Insecta, Lepidoptera, Nymphalidae. The coding region runs from base 159 to 632 and encodes 157 amino acids. Gene Ontology annotation, molecular function: odorant binding. The transcript has 2 exons. The record is from RefSeq and is a predicted model, not a curated record.